This is a messenger RNA of Morchella sextelata, 1059 nucleotides long. RefSeq lists its product as uncharacterized. The coding region runs from base 1 to 1059 and encodes 352 amino acids. The transcript has 3 exons. The record is from RefSeq and is a predicted model, not a curated record. Lineage: Eukaryota; Fungi; Ascomycota; Pezizomycetes; Pezizales; Morchellaceae.
AUGGAGUUUAGACCAAGCCUCGAGUUCCACCCCGGUGCCCCAUACGCCAGUCAGCCCGUCCAGUCAGCCCAGCCAGCCCAGGCCGGGAACCUGUCAGCUGGUGAGAAUCCAGUACAGGGUGGUCAAUGGCUUCCAGUUGAUCAGAGCCAUCACGGGGGUAUUCCUUACGGAGGGAUGUCUCACGGAAACAUUGUUCACGGAAACAUGUCUCAUGCGGGAAUGUCUCAUGGAAGCAUUCCUCAAGGAAGUUUGGCUCAUGGGGGCAUGCCUCCUGGAGGUAUUCAUCAUGGAAAUAUUUCUCACACCAACGUCAACCAAGGUGGUAUCUCACUCUGGCCCCAUCAACAACCUGGGGUGGUUUCUGCUGGGAGACAAUUCAGUCUUCAUGGACAGGAAAGACCUUACUAUGGAGCUGCUCCAUUCUCCUAUUCUCAUCAACAAGUCAAUCACCCAUCUGCUGUCCACCCACCUCCUGGAAGUUACAUCACGAGGAUGAAUCCGUCCGCUCAUGGCUACGAGGUUCCCUACACCCCAUCCCGAAAUUCUGUCAUAGGCCAGGCCCAGAUGGUAAACAGAGUGGGGAGUUAUCACUUUCAGCAUCCGCAGGCGAUUUAUAAUACACCACCGAGUGAGAAUACCGAUCCUCGUGGUCAAAAACAGCAACAGCGUUCGAAGUACUCGGCCACCAAAACCCAUGAGUCCCAGAGCAAUAACGUCAACGGCAGUGUUCCAGCCUCGCCCACCCCCAUGCCAGGGUCCGGUGGAAAGAGACUGGCUAGGCGUCAGCAACGUACUGCCGAUUACCACAAUGGCCCGUCUUUGCAAGCUCCCUCUCCCUUCUUUAAUGGAGGAGAUAGCGUGGGUGGUAAUGGACAGAGCUCAUACUCCGAAGCCGACCAGCAUGGAAAUCGCGUGGAUUAUGAGGAUGAACAGGAACAAAAGAGGGAGAGAAUCAAGGCGAAGGUCGAGCAGGAGUUCGCGCUUCUUGAGUCUACCCCCUACGAGGCUAAGAUGGAGAGGUGGAUGGAUUUCGAGGAGGAUGAGUUUUGCCCAGUCUGA